UUUAGGUUUUCAGGUUGGGUUAAUUAGGUUGUGAGUUUUGUUUUGAGAAGUUGGCCUUGGCUAACUUCCCUCUAGCAGGCAUAAUAGGAUAAUAAAUUUAGAAGGUUGUCUAGGAUAAUGUUAUCCUAUGAAGUUGUAGCAGUGCUUAUGUGUAUUUUGUUAACCAAUUAGCAAUUGCUUGCUUGCCUGCUUCAAGUGUAUAAAGAUGUAUGCUGGAGAGAAAUAAAUUGACUCUUGCUAUCCAAUCAUACUGACUGUUGAGCAUCUGUCCAGGUCCGUCUGCGAUGCGACAAAUGGUGACCCCGACGUGAUUCGAAUCGAAUGCUGAUAGUGUCGGUGGCCUGACCCAGGCGGACGAGCCGCGGCGGGGAGUGCUGGAGAAGGGCCGGCCCCCGGGCGUCCAAAGGAGAGGCGCAUCUGAGCUCAGAGGUUUGGAGACGUGCGCUCCGGGCAGUGCAGCAUGGCCCGUGCUCCAACGCGUCCCACAAGUCUCCGUGCCCCUGGUCUGGGCUCCUAUUCUGCUGGAUGCGGAGAGUCAGCCUCGCCUGGUUUUGCUUUGUUGCUUGUUUUGGCGCUCCUUGUGAGGGGAGGCGCCCCGUAUGAUCUUAUACCCCCAGUGAAUGCCUGGCUGACUUUGGCGCAGAGUGCCAUAAAUACAACGGCCUUCUGCCUGCCCCAUGUUCCUGCAGUGGGAGCCCUUAUGGAAACCUGCUUUGUGGGUGUGUGUACUGAAUUGGAGGUGCUGCAGCAGCACACUUGGUUGUUUCGUAUCCCCAGGGAUAUACCUUAUGCAGAGUUGUAUGCUUUGGGCCCUGGAGCCACUUUAGAUAAGUUAGAUGCCAGUAUGUAUUUGUUUCGUUUGGCUAAUGUGACAGCUGCUAUUACGUGUAUGAAUUUUGUUAAUGCUAAGCAUGUUGCUGUUAAUCAUGAUAAUGUGGAGCUUGUUUGUCGCCAUAAGAGGGAUGUAUCCUUUGCCUAUGGACAUAUGAAGCUGCCCCUGGGAUGGUUUUUGUUGUGCGGCCGCACAGCCUUUACUUAUGUUCCAGCUAAUAGUUCAGGUGGCCCCUGUGCUAUUGGCCGUGUGGCCCCUUUGUUGUUUCCCCAUCCCAUAGUGAAAGGGCCUCGCCAACGGCGGGAGAGUAUCCCCUUGAGCCCUACCUGUAAGGCAGAUGUUACAUUGUUUUCAGAACGAGAGGCAGCAGCCCUUACUUUUACCCUGGUAGGCCUCCCUGGUUUGGUGGUGCAUAAUUACCAUGCCGUUGCACACCUUGCCUGUACUGUGGCGAAGGCCUUGAAUUUGACCUCCACUGUUCUUGCCUUGUUAACCCAAGAGAUGGGAGAAGUUCGCCGAGGAGUUUUGCAAAACCGCUUAGCCAUUGAUUAUUUAUUGCUGCGACACGGUCAUCCCUGUUCUGAUUUUGUGGGUAUGUGCUGCUUCAAUAUUACAGAUGCAAGUGCGGCCAUCGACGCAGAUCUGGAUCGUUUGCGCCAUCUAGCGGAGGGCAUCCGCCAGCACCAGGGAGAUUUCUGGUUGUGGUCAUGGCUGUCGUCGCUACGUGGCUGGGCUGCACAUUUGUUACAGGGCUUAAU
Messenger RNA from Mauremys mutica (yellowpond turtle), 1590 nucleotides. RefSeq lists its product as uncharacterized. The transcript has 2 exons. The annotation marks the transcript as partial. The record is from RefSeq and is a predicted model, not a curated record. Lineage: Eukaryota; Metazoa; Chordata; Testudines; Geoemydidae.